CCAACCUGUCCAUUUGGAUUUAUUUGCUCCUUUUGCUCUUUAUUCCUUGCUGACAUGACUCUACUGGAUUCUGUCAAUAUUACACAUAUCACUCCAUCCAACUUGUCUCAUAACGAGCUGUGGGAAAUCAUUCAGAAACAAUGCCAACUCAUCCAAGAACUCCAACAAGACACGUCCCAGCUCACAAUCCAACGCGACAGUUUGCAUGUCCAGGUGGAAAGCUUGGAACAACGGUUGAGAUACGUUCGAAAAAGGGACACGAUGGUCGCGGCAAUACAACGGAUCGAUGGCUCAGUACAGACGGAUUCAGUACCAGUAACACCGUGCUGUCAAUGCCAAAGUGUCAAGUGGGAUCGUGACGAACUUCCGGGUAACACCAUCAUGCCGAAUAGGCCCGUCCGAUCGUCAUCGCCACCACUACUGCAACUGCUUUGCACCGACAAUUCUGAGAUUACGUGUGAAUCCCUAUUAAACGAGCUCGCCAGAAAUUCGCAAGAAAAUGCCGAAAACCCUACGACGCCAACAUCCGAUGAACCGGAAAACAUGUUCCCCCUCAAUGAUGCCAAUUUACUUGCACCGAUGAUCCCAGCCUCAUUGACAAAUUUGGCAAAUAUUGCCGUGAAUGUCGUAGGAUGCCACUUGAAACGCAAUGCAAAAGGAAAAGAAGUGAUCUCUUUCACCAUUAGCGUCGCGACCAAAAAUCCAUCUAGAGAACUCUGGAAAAUUGAAAAACUGUACUCUGACUUUUUGAAUUUGCAAGCCAAGAUAAAAUCACGAGGUGCUCAAACAUCAUCCCACGGCUCAUCACGCUUACCUGAGAAAAAUUUGUUUUCGACCAAGUCGUCCACAAAGAUCGGUCAAAGAAAGACGGCUUUGGAACGACAUUUGCAACAGCUGGUCGCUGUGGCGUUCAGUGAUGUAACGGAACUGUGUGAGUUUCUCAGUACAGACAUCGUCGAAAACAAAGCCCAUGCUCCGGCAUCCUUGCAUAAAGAAGGAGAACUCACCAAACGUGGCAAAAAUUUCGGUGCCUGGAAAACCCGUUAUUUUGUCUUGAACGGACCUGUAUUAGAUUACUAUGACUCGAAACAUGGUAACAAGAUUGGAUCGAUUCGUCUCACCAAUGCAAAAAUUGGACGACAAGCUUCUUCCCGUACCAACGAAGGGGAGGAUUAUUCGUCCGUCUACCGUCAUGCUUUCUUGAUUUUGGAACAAAAACGACCAGCAUCCAGUACCAUGACUCGCCACAUCUUGUGUGCCAAUUCGGAUGACGAACGGGACGCGUGGGUUGAAAUUUUGUGUCAACAAUUGUGUUUGCUACAACCCGAUUUGCAUGAGGAAAAUCCGGAAAAUACCAAAAAGGCACUGCGCUCAACCAAGACAUCCAGCUACUGGCCAUUUAGCAAUGUCGAUGAUAUCGCCUUGACAGUGCCUGCGCCUACCAUGCAUCAUUCGCCCACCGAAGCGACAAUACAGGAUAUUAUUUCUGAAUCCAGUUCCGAGUGUCAGUUGUCCAUUGAUAGUCAAAGCGCCCACACGCGAUAUUCCAGUGCGGAACAGAACUCAGUAGAUCAAAACACAGAAGGGCAGCCAAAGGUCAUGGCGGCCCCUCCUCCAGAUAUCCAUGUUUCUGGUGCUGAUGAGCUCUUUGAAUCGGCCAGUGAACCCAAUAUGGAUAGCUCUAUUCGCUUGAAACUGAGGGGCAGUCGGCGAUUGUUUUGGAGCAAAAAGUCGCAUAGUAUGACGGCGGCAGAUGAUCUUCAAACCCAGGCACCGCCACUUUCAACCUUCCGUUAUCUAGUAGGCCGCGCAUCCAACGAAUCCUCCAACCUACUCCCUGAAAAAAAUGUCGAGGUGGUUAUCACAAAUCCGGUUUUUGGUGUAGAAUUGGAGCAAGCCGUACGGGUGUGCUGUAUAUCAAAAACGAAUCCCUUGCCAGCCGUCGUGUACCGCUGUAUUGAAUAUCUCAAUGCCAAAAAUGCCAUGAUGGAAGAGGGACUGUAUCGCCUCAGCGGAAGUGCAGCAUGGAUUCACAACAUGCGGUUGAAAUUUGACGAAGUGGGGGAUGUGGAUUUAUUAUCCACCAACGAAGAUCAUGAUAUCCAUGCCGUUGCUGGAUUGCUCAAGCUAUGGUUGCGUGAAUUGCCGGACAGCGUGUUUACUGCGGAACUUCGUCAAGAAUUUCUUCUGGUAGUGGACCUGAUCAAUCGUAACGAACGAAUUCAAGAGCUACAAAGACUGAUGUCAUGCCUUCCUUUGCCCAACUAUACCCUACUACGGUCCUUGGCGGCGCAUUUGAUUCAAGUCGUGCAUCAUUCGGAAGUCAACAAAAUGACAAUGCGGAAUAUUAGUAUCAUUUUCGCUCCCACCCUAGGGAUCCCAUUGAUUAUUUUCCACCUGUUUAUGAAUCAUUUUGAGCACAUAUUCUUCACUGAAAGCGAUUCACGUCCAUCCUCUGUCGUGUCUGAAGUAGUGUCCUCAACAUCCACCGACCCCGUUCAUGCAAGUGACCUGCAAUGCAUUAAAAGUGUGUCCGAUGAUUGUUCGACCCAUCAUCGACAAAGUUUGGCCAGCAGCGAACCUGAGCCAACAACGAUCAUGGAUUUAGAGAGAAAUCUCGAUGAUUCACUGGGUUUAAUGUUUGAAGCCCUACCUUUUUCGGACGUCGAUGAAGAUGAGGUCGAUGAAUUAGCGUUGGCGGCGGGACCACAAGAAGAAUAA
This is a messenger RNA of Radiomyces spectabilis, 2721 nucleotides long. RefSeq lists its product as uncharacterized. Bases 55 to 2721 code for a protein of 888 amino acids. Gene Ontology annotation, cellular component: cytoplasm. Gene Ontology annotation, biological process: regulation of GTPase activity; signal transduction. Lineage: Eukaryota; Fungi; Mucoromycota; Mucoromycetes; Mucorales; Radiomycetaceae. Gene Ontology annotation, molecular function: phosphatidylinositol binding. The record is from RefSeq and is a predicted model, not a curated record. The transcript is spliced from 9 exons.